Messenger RNA from Drosophila bipectinata, 423 nucleotides. Lineage: Eukaryota; Metazoa; Arthropoda; Insecta; Diptera; Drosophilidae. The record is from RefSeq and is a predicted model, not a curated record.
AUGGAUCAAAUGUUAGAUUUUUCACACACCUCCUUUUCCAUGAGUGAAGAAGGAGUAUCAGUGGAAGGUAAUAUGACUUUUUGCUGGGACAUAGAUCCUAAAGAUCGACUAGAGGCUUCAACUUCAGUUUCCUACUUUGAUCGUGGAAGUUGGCAAGCUACUGUUCUUAAUAUUAAAUACAAGGAUUUUUGCGUCUCCAUGUUCGACCCCAAACAAUUUUGGUACCAAUUUUGGACGAAACAUGUUCUAAAUGCCGAGUAUUUAAUGAAAGUGUGUCCCCUUCCUGGAAUAACAUUUGUAUUGGAACCGUAUACACUGAAUCUACGAUUCGGGUUUGACGUGCCAUUAAAACCAGGACGUUACAAGAUUGUACUUCUCUUCUCGGCAAUAGAUGUCGACGACAAGGGCGAUGAUGAAUUGUAA